Molecule: messenger RNA, 423 nt
Organism: Penicillium cataractarum
Lineage: Eukaryota; Fungi; Ascomycota; Eurotiomycetes; Eurotiales; Aspergillaceae
Exons: 1
Coding region: 1-423 (140 amino acids)
Source: RefSeq, a predicted model, not a curated record
AUGCCCAUCGACCGAACCCACUACGAACUCUGGCUGGCACAAUGCACAACAAAAGCCCCAACCCAACCAACCCACUGGAUAAUCCUAAUGGUGCACCCCGGCAACGACCGGUGUAUCUGGUGCCACUCUGUAAACGAGUCCGGCCACGAAGGAGGCUACGAAAUGCUAAUCGAACCAAACAAGCGCGUUGACAGCUGGAGCUUUGAACACAAGUUCUUCCUUGGCGUGUUCCCUACCGCGCUAGGUGCCGUGGUGAGUCGGGAGGCAUGCAAGGUUCCGCCGCAGAAUUGUCAGUACUGGGUAGCGUAUGUUGUUAUGAGGCUUGGGAGGGUGGGGUUGGUUUCUGGGGAUUUGUAUGGGUGGUUGAUUGGGGAGGUUAGGGAGAGAUGGGGGGAUGAGGGGCCGGGGGAUUUGCGGUAUUAA